Messenger RNA from Syngnathus typhle (broad-nosed pipefish), 2155 nucleotides. RefSeq names its product GRIP and coiled-coil domain containing 1 (gene gcc1). Lineage: Eukaryota; Metazoa; Chordata; Actinopteri; Syngnathiformes; Syngnathidae. Bases 1 to 2079 code for a protein of 692 amino acids. The transcript has 3 exons. Gene Ontology annotation, cellular component: Golgi apparatus. The record is from RefSeq and is a predicted model, not a curated record.
AUGGAAAAGUUUGCAAUGAGUUUCGGGGCUGGCCCCAGCAGGAAGGAGCUUCUGGAAACGCUUGAGUGCCAGAAGAAGCAGCUGGCCCAGUACCAGAGCCGCUUCAAGGAUGUGGUCCACGCGUACAAGAGUCUGCUGAAGGAAAAGGAGGCCCUGGAGGCCGGUCUCAAAGUCUUGAGCACGUCUCAGGAUGCAGACGUACACGGGCGGCUCUGCGGGCAUGUUGUCGUCCAACAGGACUGCGGAGACGGUGCGGAAGCCCUGCCAACGGCCAAGGAUGUGGCCGAGAAAAAUGCGCCAGAAGCCGCACGUACCGACGAAGUAGCGACGCCUCGGGACGGGGAAGCAAAGGUUCAGUGGAGGAGUCAAGUGGGCACACUCACCAGUGCGCUGGCCACCGUGACGCAAGAGAAGUCUCGCAUGGAGGCCAGCUUCCAGGCCGACAAGCGGCAACUCAAGUUGGAAGUGGACCACCUGCGGGAGCGCCUCGUCGCCGCGGGUGCGCAGCAGCAGGCCGAGGUCCGCGACCUGCAGCUGCAGCUGGCAGAGAGCCGCGCUCGCGUCAUCACGCAGCAGCACGAGCGCGAGCAGGAACAAAGCGACCAGUUGCAGCAGCUGCAGGAGCUGCAAAAGAUCCUGCAGCACGAGCGGGACCUGCGACAGGACGCUGAGCUGCGGCUGCACGAGGCCAACUUCCUGGCGGCGGCGCACGCCGUGGACGGCGGGGCCGAAUCGGAGGUGCUCCUGAGUCAGGCCGGCGAGGAGCACGAGCAGCUGAGGAGUAAAGCGCGUGCCGCCGAGGAGCGACAAAAGCAAGCGGAUCCCGGGACAGAGGGCUUACGACAGGAGCUGAGCCAGCUCAAGAACAGCCACCAGGACCAGAUCCAACAGCACAAAGAUGAGAUGUGUCGGGAGGAGGCGCGCGCUCACGCCGCAGAGCUGCGGGUGGGCGCUCUGGAGCAGCGUGUGUCCGAGCUCUCGGACCUUCUGGGUUCUUGCGAGAGGGCGAGGCAGCGUGAGCAGCAGGCGGCUCAGAGGCUUCGGGAAAGGAUGGCGCAGUUGGACGCCGAGAACCAAACGCUGAUCUCCAGUAGGUGUCCGGAUGACUCCCAGCUGGACCUGAAGGACAAGUUGGAGAAGGUGAAGAAGCUGCUUCUGGCCGCCCAGAAGAACCCGCUCGGCGAGCCGGAACCGGUGCGAGACGCCGCCAGCCAGGAGGAGCUGUGGCAGCUCAAAGAUGAGUUGGAGCGCUACAAGCUUCGAGCCAAGGCGACGCCCAAGAGCGGCGACAACGCUGCCAAGGAGGCCUGCGCGGCCCGCGAGCUGGAGGAGGUCCGUGAGCAGUUGGCCGACCUCAGGGAGAAGUACAUCAGCUUGCGCGGGGAGAGCGACAAGGCGGCAGCCGUGCAGCAGCGCCAGCUCCAGGAGCAGCAGCAGCGCACAGCGGCGCUGCUGCGCUGCCAGCGGCAGGAAGCCGAGCGCAACCAGACGCUCCACUGCGACCAGCUGCUGCGUCUGGAGGCGGAGCUGCACAAACAGCGGGAGCGGACCGUGGCUCUGCUGGGCGACAAGGACCGGGAGCUGGAGCUCCUGCGAGCCGCCACCAAAUCCCUGACUGAAGAGGACGUCAGCGCCCGCAAAGUGGAGGGGGAGAGGCAGGCGGACGUGAUGGCGCGAGCCCUCCGGCAGGCCGCGCCCGCCCAGCCCGCGCUCCUCCUUUACGCUGAGCAGCUGUCCCGAAAGGAAGUGGAGGCGGCGGGCCUGAGGCGGCAGAAGCGUCAGCUGGAGGAGGACAUCCGCCGGCUGCACGGCAAACUGGCGGCCAGCGCCCAACGUCAUGACGACGAGACGUGCCAACUUCGAGCGCAGCUGGACCAGCUGAACCGCGAGCGCAAGCGCGAGGGCUCCAACGUGGAGUACCUGAAGAACGUCAUCUACAAGUUCCUGACACUGCCCGACGCCAGCGGCAGGCAGCAGACGCUCAACGCCAUUCUCAGCAUCCUUCAGUUCAGUCCGCAGGAGAAACAUUGUGUCCUCAGGCAGCAGGGAGCGCCAUGGUGGAGCAGCCACACCAGAUGAUCUGUUUGCAAAUGAACGUGUCUCUCUUUUUCCCCGCCAGUUAGAUGGCAAUAAAUGUUGACUUGUCACCAGUCAA